AUGGACUCCUUCGAGGCCCGAUUGCAGUUCAUUCAAGUGCUCAAGAAUUUGCAAAAGACCCUAAAUGUGUUAAAGACGGGAGGGCAUGAUGAGUCGAGGUCUAAUUCACCCAGUUUGAAUAGAUCGACGGGUACAGAUCCAAUACAGUUUUACUUGAAAAAUUACUACCAGCACUAUGAAGAUUUUCAUCAGUGCCUGUUUGAUACUGCAUCUAAGAUGGACCCACUCGAUAGGAUCAAUGUUGUGUUGUAUUACGCUCGCAUCAUGUGUAUACUAAAGAGCCGAGAUUCUGACGUCAACUCUAGGAUACUUAAAGACCACCUGCUGCCUUCGCUCGAUAAAUUGCUACUUCUAGCUUUACCCGUGAAUGAAUGGAAUGCAUUAACUAAUCUAAAAUCAUGCAUCGAAGUGUUUCAAUGGCUCAAUGAAGUAUGGGGGAAUGUCAUGAGCUGGACUGACGAAAUACCACAAGUGGAUCUCAGUAUCCCAAUUUCACAACUGACAUGGUACGAGUGUCCUGCAGAUACAGCUGAUCCAGAGCAAAGUUUCAAAAAUGCUGUGUUAUUACUCAAGGACCGUUUGGCGAAACAACAGUAUCUUUUCGAAUACUACAAGACCAACGGGAUUUGCGACCUAGCGACAUCGAGCUCCAGCUCUACUAUUCUGCAUCGCAUGGAAAAUGACCGCGAGAAGCACAAGAGAUUAAAAGAGAACAAUUGGGUCCUCGAACGGCCCUCCAUUAGCAUUGUCGAUCCUCAGGAAUUCAGGUCUAUGUGGGAAAACGAACCUUAUAAUACACUUACCAAGCAGGACUACAAGAACAUUAAGGACCUUAAUAGGAUAGCUCAACAGAGCUACGCAACGGGUUAUAAUUGA
Torulaspora delbrueckii is the source of this 876-nucleotide messenger RNA. RefSeq names its product Ctk3p (gene CTK3). The record is from RefSeq and is a predicted model, not a curated record. The coding region runs from base 1 to 876 and encodes 291 amino acids. Lineage: Eukaryota; Fungi; Ascomycota; Saccharomycetes; Saccharomycetales; Saccharomycetaceae. The transcript has a single exon. Gene Ontology annotation, biological process: positive regulation of transcription by RNA polymerase I; positive regulation of DNA-templated transcription, elongation. Gene Ontology annotation, cellular component: CTDK-1 complex.